This is a messenger RNA of Amoebophrya sp. A25, 161 nucleotides long. Lineage: Eukaryota; Dinophyceae; Syndiniales; Amoebophryaceae. The record is from the annotation of a GenBank genome assembly.
CUUCAAAAAGGAACUCUGGCUCUCCCACGAGAACCUCUGGCUCUAGAACUUCUGCUGCAGCUAAGGACAACUCAACCUUUUCUCAAGAGGCAGAGGAAUUCAGGGAUGAGGACUUGGAGGAUGAUGGAGACUUAGAAGAAGCCAUAGUAGAUGAAACCGUU